AUGGACGAUAACCUAAGAACAAUUGUAAAGAAUAUUCUUACAAAAAACAGCUUUCCCAUUUACCUCAUAAAUAGAUCGAUCAGAACGAUACAAAAUAAGAGAGAAGAAAAUACAUCAAGAUACACCCCAGACGAUAGCACAAAAUCAUUUCACAGGUUCCCCUUCAUCGAUGGCCUAUCUAACAGGAUUCAAAAGAUUCUCGGGGAAAUUAAUUGCACAUGCGCUUUCUAUAACGUCUCCACCACAAACAGAUUCUCCUCAAGACUGAAAGAAGCCACCAAAAAGGAUCUAUUAUCAUCUGUGGUUUAUAAGAUACCAUGCUUGGAUUGUGACAGGAGUUACAUUGGACAGACUCGACAGUACUUAAAGGAUAGGAUAAAACAACACAAAUAUGAUACCAGGAACAUAAACAACAAAGAAAAAACUGCCCUAACCUAUCAUGUGUUCGGUGAAGGCCAUAAUUUCAACUUUGAUGACGUGGAAGUACUAGAUAGAGAGAGUAAUGGCUAUCAGAGAAAUAUCAGUGACAUGAUUUCCAUCAGGAGCAACAACACCGUAAAUUUCAGAGAGGACGUUGAUAACCUGAGUUGUUUUUAUGAUAUUUUGUUGGAUACGACGUGA
Molecule: messenger RNA, 621 nt
Organism: Coccinella septempunctata (seven-spotted ladybird)
Lineage: Eukaryota; Metazoa; Arthropoda; Insecta; Coleoptera; Coccinellidae
Exons: 1
Coding region: 1-621 (206 amino acids)
Source: RefSeq, a predicted model, not a curated record